AUGGGCUUCUUCUCCGACGGCCUCUCAAAACGUCGUUCCCGCUCCAGCUCCCCGUCCCGCCCCCGCUCGCGCUCCAGCUCCCGCCGCCGCCGCUCCGGCCUCGGCUCCGGCGCCGCCCCCUUCGCCGCCCCCUUCUUCGCCGACAGCGGCUACCACAAGCACAAUGCCUCGCGCGGGUCCUUCUUCGGCCUUGGCAACUCGAGCCGCUCCAGCUUCUUUGGCCUCGGAGGCUCAAGCCGCCCGUCCUACUACAAGCGCUCCCCUCGCCACGGCUUCCUCCAGCGCGCAUAUCGCCAGCUCCGCCGCCUGCUGCGCGACCUCGUCCACUACGCCAAGCGCCACCCCUGGAAGGUCUUCUUCCUCGUCGUCAUGCCCCUCGUCACCGGCGGCGCCCUGACCGCCCUGCUCGCCCGCUUCGGCCUGCGCAUGCCCCCCUCCCUCGAGCGCAUGCUCGGCGUCGCCUCCCGCGCCGCCGCCGGCGACGGCUUCGGUCUCGUCUCGGACGCCGUCCGCAUGGCCGGCGACGGCUUCGCUUCUCCCCGAGCCCGUGACGGCCCCGACCUGCACUGGGAGCGCCGGACGUCUGCCUACAGCUCCGCGCCCUCGCGCCCCCGCGACGACGGCUGGGGCGAGAGCAUCAAGGGCGUCGCCAAGAUGUUUCUCUAG
Messenger RNA from Hirsutella rhossiliensis, 666 nucleotides. RefSeq lists its product as uncharacterized. The coding region runs from base 1 to 666 and encodes 221 amino acids. The record is from RefSeq and is a predicted model, not a curated record. The transcript is spliced from 3 exons. Lineage: Eukaryota; Fungi; Ascomycota; Sordariomycetes; Hypocreales; Ophiocordycipitaceae.